Heterostelium album PN500 is the source of this 1263-nucleotide messenger RNA. Its product is annotated as C1 family peptidase. Gene Ontology annotation, cellular component: lysosome. Gene Ontology annotation, molecular function: cysteine-type endopeptidase activity. The record is from RefSeq and is a predicted model, not a curated record. Bases 1 to 1263 code for a protein of 420 amino acids. The transcript has 3 exons. NCBI's taxonomy places the organism in Eukaryota, Evosea, Eumycetozoa, Acytosteliales, Acytosteliaceae.
AUGAAAAUUAAUUAUCUAUUAUUUAUCUUUUCACUUUUGUUGUUGGCUUUAUCAGCUUCCCAAUUGGAGAAUAAUGAAUUACUAUCAAUUACAUUGACUCUUUCACCAACAACAUCAGCAUCCUCGACAUCACAACCAACAUCAUCUUCAACUUCGACUUCGACUUCGUUCUUGACAACGUCUUCAAGUAUCACCGUUACGACGACAACAUCACCAAUAUCAACAAGUGUUACAACAUUACCAGCAACAACAGUAAGUUCAACAACAUCAAGUAUUUCAGAAUAUCAGCAACAAUUCACAGAUUGGAUGAUUCAAUAUAAUAAAUCAUACACAAACAAUGAUUUCUUGACAAGAUUCAAUAUUUUUGUAGAUAAUCUCCUUUAUAUCAACCAAUUUAACUCGCUGACUGGAAAUGAUACUGAAGCCAUGAAAUUGGGAACGAAUAUAUUCGCUGAUUUGACACUUGAUGAAUUCGCCAACACAUACCUUGUCAAAGAUUUAUUAAAUUUCUCUGUAAAUUCAAAUACUACAAGUACAUCAACUUCAACUACAACAACAGGAGGUGGAUUAUUAGGAGGAUUGUUAACUGGUGCUUUAACAAUUGGAACUGGUGGAUCUACAUCUGGUGGUGGUGGUGGUGGAUUGUUAGGUGGACUUUUAACUGGAGCAUCUCAACCAUCAAGUUCAACUCUUAGAACUUUAAUGGAGUCCAGAAAUUGGAUAGGUCGACUACCUCCAAUUAAAGACCAAGGAGAAUGUGGAAGUUGUUAUGCAUUUGCAUCGUUAGUUCCCAUUGAAUCUCUAUUAUAUGGAAAGGGUUCUAUAGUAUCUCUCUCAGCACAAGAAAUUGUUGAUUGUUCAAAUUUCGAAGGCAAUUCUGGCUGUGAUGGAGGUUGGAUGUCAAAUGUUUACGGUUUUGUUAGACAUAAUAUAGGUGUAAGUACAGAGCAAGAAUAUCCAUACAUUGGUUCUUUUCAAACAUGUACAUGGCAACUUCGAAAAAAAUACGGAAUUGUGAAUAAAGACUUUGUUGUUACCAAUCAAACAGCAAUGGAGGAUGUUUUAACAAACGUAGGACCUGUUGCUAUUGCCUUACAGGCCAGAGUAAGCUCAUUUCAAUUGUACAAAAGUGGUAUCUACGAAGAUGCUGAGUGUGGAAAAGGUCAAGUGGAUCAUGCAGUUGCACUUGUUGGUUUGGGAGUAGAGAGUGGAAAACCAUAUUAUACUUUGUCAAAAUCAAAACCACAUACAAUGAAAAAUUAA